Anopheles darlingi is the source of this 1381-nucleotide messenger RNA. RefSeq lists its product as uncharacterized. Gene Ontology annotation, biological process: GPI anchor biosynthetic process. Lineage: Eukaryota; Metazoa; Arthropoda; Insecta; Diptera; Culicidae. The record is from RefSeq and is a predicted model, not a curated record. The transcript has 3 exons. Gene Ontology annotation, cellular component: endoplasmic reticulum. Gene Ontology annotation, molecular function: hydrolase activity. Bases 151 to 1281 code for a protein of 376 amino acids.
CUUCAAAACGUUGCGACAUGGUUACCUUUUACUUUGUUCCCGUAAAAUUUAACAUUUUCCAGCGCUUUUUAAAAAACGACCGCCAUGAGUUGGUGCAGGUGAGCCUAGCGUGACUAUUGAGCAGCCUCUGCCUCCGCCAGAGAUCCCGAGAUGGCGACCAAGUGGUUGGCAAGAACGAAAAAGAAGUUUCUCCGAUUACACCCGGCCUGGCGAAUGUACUUAAUCGUGCUGGGACUCCUGGUCCUAUACAACGAGGUGCUGAUUUAUGUGUUGCAGAAGCUUAAAUGGUCCAAUAUUUACUGCAAAGAGCCCAGCUGCGUGAGGAUAUUGCUGGUGGCGGAUCCGCAAAUUCUGGGCAAAACGUACGACACGCACUUCUACGUCGGGCUAGCGAACUACGACUCGGAUCGAUAUCUGGCCUGGUACUACGAACAGGCGGUCACACACGUUCAACCGCACGUAAUCAUCUUUCUUGGCGAUCUGAUGGACGAAGGCACCGACUCGACCGAGAUGCACUUCGAGGAGUACUACACCCGGUUCGGGGAGACAUUCCCGACCCAUCCGACUGCCAAGCAAAUCUACAUCCCGGGCGAUAACGACAUCGGUGGCCUGACGUACAACUCACCACUGAAUCCCGUUGCUAAGCGACGCUUUCGGCAGUACUUUUCCGAGCGCCCAGCUUGGGUGAUCAACGAUAAUCUGACGAUCUACAACAUCAACCGCAUUACGGCCGAAAUGACGUUGAACGAUCCCCGGAUGGUCGACAGCACGGGCCAGGAUGUGUCCGAUCGGUAUCUGCGCAUCUUCGUCAGCCACAUGCCGGUGCUGGAUAUACCGUCCUCCUUUACCUUCCAGGCCAUCGAUAACCUCAAGCCGAGCGUGAUCUUUUCGGCGCAUCUACACGUUUCGCAGUUCGCCCGGACACACCGGAGCCGGCUAAAAACGGUGGGCUAUGAACCACUGAGUCAAGACAAGAAAACGGCCUACAAGGUGCAUUCGUUCGAUCUGAGUUAUCAUAAGGACACCCAGGAGCUGCUGGAGAUCACCGUGCCAACCUGCUCUUACCGUAUGGGUGUACCGGACAUAGGCUACGGUUAUGCAGUCAUCGAUGGAACCACCCUGAAGUACACCGUGUUGUGGACCACCAGGCGUAUUUAUCAACUGAUCUCCUACCUUGUCGUGUUGAGUGUUUCCGUUGUAAUGUUUCUGUUUUUUACUGGUCGAUCGCUACUGCGGCGCUGCUUUGAACGGCCACAGCACAUACGGUUACCGAUGUAUUAGAAAAACGGGCACCGCGAAAAGUGGUUGCCCCUGGAGCUUAUCGUCGAAUUGAAUGCAGCUGCUAAUAAAGUGCUUUCGUGGUGUUGUAUUCUUUACUAAA